CCGCCGCGGCCAAGCGCGGCUCGGCCCGGCCCAAGACGGCCGGCCGGCGCCGACACCUCUCCGAGACGUCCGAGAGCGCCUCCGACAGCGACAAUGCCAGCCGGUCCAUCAGCCGGCGGACGGGCUCGCGCGUCAACUACCAGGAGGCGGAGGAAGAGGCCACCGACGAGGACGACCUGAUGGAGGUGGACGCCGCCGCACUGGCCGCCGCCGAGUCUGAAAACGGCGAGACAGUGGAGCGCGUGCUCCAGCACCGUGUCGGCAAGGUUGGAGCGACGGGCGCGGCCACCACCGUGUACGCCGUGGAGGAGAACGGCGACCCGAACGCCGGCUGUGACCCGGCCGACCCGGAGCAGGCGCGCGAGACCCAGUACCUGCUCAAGUGGAAGGGCUGGUCGCACCUGCACAACACCUGGGAGUCGGAGGACACGCUCAAGGCCCAGGGCUACUACGGGUUGCAGGUGAAGGGGCUCAAGAAGAUCGACAACUACCGUAAGCGGUGCGACGAGGUGCGCCAGUACCUGGACACGUGCGGACCUGAGGAUGCCGAGUACUUCAUCUGCCAGAACGAGCUGCAGGAGGACCUCGUCACCAGCUACCUGGGAGUGGACCGCAUCAUAGCCGAGUCACCGAAGCCGGGCCACGAGUACCCUGACUACCUGGUCAAGUGGCAGAACCUGCCGUACUCGGAGUGUACCUGGGAGGACGGCACGCUAAUCGCCAAGAAGUUCGAGUACCGCAUCGACGAGUUUGUGGCGCGCGAGCAGUCGCGCAAGACGCCGACCAAGCUGAACCAGGUGCUGCGCCGCCGGCCCAAGUUCGUCUCCUUCAGCCGGCAGCCGGACUUCUUCGGCGGCCUCUCGGGCGACCUGGAGCUGCGCGACUACCAGCUGGACGGCAUCAAUUGGAUGGUGCACUCGUGGUGCCGCGAGAACUCGGUGAUCCUGGCCGACGAGAUGGGCCUGGGCAAGACGAUCCAGACCACCUGCUUCCUGUACUACCUGUUCCAGCAGCAUGCCCUGUUCGGGCCGUACCUGGUGGUGGUACCGCUCUCCACGCUGCCGGCGUGGCAACGCGAGCUGGCCAAGUGGGCGCCGCAGAUGAACGUGGUCACCUACCUGGGCGACGUCUCGUCCAGAGAGAAGAUUCGCACGUAUGAGUGGUGCUUUCCCGGCAACAAGCGACUCAAGUUCAACGUUCUGCUGACGUCGUACGAGAUCCUGCUCAAAGACAAGUCGUUUCUGGGCGCGAUCAGCUGGGCGGCGCUGCUGGUGGACGAGGCGCACCGGCUCAAGAACGAGGAGUCGCUGCUGUACAAGACGCUGUUCGAGUUCAACACCAACUUCCGGCUGCUCAUCACGGGCACGCCGCUGCAGAACAGCCUGAAGGAGCUGUGGAGCCUGCUGCACUUCAUCAUGCCGCAGAGGUUCGACCGCUGGGAGAGCUUCGAGGUGGACAUGGACCAGGGCAGCAAGGCGUACGCGCGCCUGCACAAGCUGCUGGAGCCGUUCCUCCUGCGCCGCGUCAAGAAGGACGUGGAGAAGUCGCUGCCGGCCAAGGUGGAGCAGAUCCUGCGCGUGGGCAUGACGUCCCAGCAGCGGCAGUUCUACAAGUGGAUCCUGACGCGCAACUACACCAUGCUGAAGCGAGGCCUAAAGGCGGCCGCGCCGUCGCUCAUCAACGUCAUCAUGGAGCUGAAGAAGUGCUGCAACCACGGCUACCUCACCAAGCCGCCCGACCCGGACGUACGGCUGGGCAGCUCCGAGGCCCUUCAGAACCUGCUGCGCGGCAGCGGCAAGCUGAUGCUGCUGGACAAGCUGCUGGUGCGGCUGCGCGAGCGCGGCCACCGCGUGCUGGUGUUCUCGCAGAUGGUGCGCAUGCUGGACGUGCUGGCCGACUACAUGCAGUUGCGCCACUUCCCGUUCCAGCGGCUGGACGGCGGCAUGCGCGGUGACCUGCGCCGGCAGGCUCUGGACCACUUCAACGCCGAGGGCUCGCAGGACUUCUGUUUCCUGCUGUCGACUCGCGCCGGCGGCCUGGGCAUCAACUUGGCCACGGCUGACACGGUCAUCAUCUACGACAGCGACUGGAACCCGCAGAACGACCUGCAGGCGCAGUCGCGCGCCCACAGGAUCGGCCAGAAGAACCAGGUGAACAUCUACCGUCUGGUGACGAUGCAGAGCAUCGAGGAGGAUAUCAUCGAGCGGGCCAAGCGGAAGAUGGUGCUGGACCACCUGGUCAUCCAGUCCAUGGACUCCACGGGCCGCACCGUCCUCAAGAAAGGAGCGGCCACCAACACGCCCUUCAACAAGGACGAGCUGAACGCCAUCCUCAAGUUCGGCGCCGAGGAGCUCUUCAGCAAGGACGAGGAGGAGGAGGAGGAGCCCACGUGCGACAUCGACCUGAUCCUGCAGCGGGCCGAGACGCGCGAGGAUGAGUCGGCCAGCGCGCCCGCCACCGACCUGCUCUCCGCCUUCAAGGUGGCCAGCUUCCAGGUGGACGAGGACGAGGUCAGCAUGCCGCCGCCGGCUGCCGACGACGCCCCGUCCGCCGCCGCCGACGACACCACCAAGGACUGGGAUGACAUCAUCCCGUCGGACCUGCGCACCAAGGUGGAGGAGGAGGAGCGCCAGCGGGAGGUGGAGGACCUCUACUUGCCGCCCCGUUCGCGGAAGACGGUGCAGGAGGCGGCGGCGGAGGCGGCUGAGGACGAGCGCGAGCAGCGGCGGAAGCGGCGUCGCGACGGCUCCGACGACGCCGACUCGGACGCCGGCGAGCCGGCCAAGAAGAAGACGCGCAGGAACCAGCGCGAGCGCGUCAAGGGUUUCACCGACGGCGAGGUACGUCGCUUCUUCAAGGCGUUCCGCCGGUUCGGCUGCCCGCUGGAGCGGCUGGAGGCCAUCUCGACCGAGGCCGAGCUGCAGGAGAAGCCGCUGUCCGAUCUGCGGCGGCUGGGCGAGACCAUCAUCAGCUACUGCCGCGACGCGCUGCUGGAGCAGCAGCAGGCCAAGGACAGCGGCGCCGCCGCCGCCGCCGCCGCCGCCGGCCCCGCGCAGAACGGCGACCAGGCCAAGGCCGGCGGUCGCAAGAAGCGCGAGUGCGGCCCGUCGUUCCGGCUCUCGGGCGUGGCCAUCAACGCCAAGACGACGCUGCAGACGCUGGAGGACCUGGAGCCGUUGCACCGCUGCAUGCCGGCCGACGCCAAGCAGCGCCGACACUGGCGCCUCGAGCCCGCCAACGGACGGGUCAAGGACCCGCACUGGGACGUCGAGUGGGGCCUGGAGGAGGACUCGCGUCUGCUGCAGGGCGUCUAUGAGUACGGCACCGGCGCCUGGGAGUCCAUCAAGAUCGACCCCGGCCUGCGGCUCGAGGAGAAGAUCCUGCUGGAGCAGGCCGAGUCUAAGCCGCAGGCCAAGCACCUGCAGGCGCGCACCGACUACCUCCUCAAGGUGGUGAGGAAGCUGCAGCAGCCGGCAGCCUCCGCUGCCGCGGCCAAGACCGCCGCGACCGCCACCAAGAAGCCGAAGAGGGCGACCACUGCGCGCUCCAAGAAGGCGGUGAGCCGCGAGAUUAUCGAGGGCGACGACAUCUCGUCCGACGAGAACACGCAGACGUCGCUGCCCGCCUCAGCCAAGGACGGCAAGGACGCCAAGGACGCCAAGGAGGGGAAGGACGCCAAGGACGCCAAGGAGCCGGCCAAGAAGGAGGACAAGAAGCGCAAGAAGAAACCCCAGCUGGGGCCGAUGCACUUCACGGCCAACCACGAGCCGGUGCAGGUCAGCUCCACGGAGGAGCUGCCCGAGUCCGUCUUCCUGGAGUGCAAGGAGAAGAUGCGGCCGGUGAAGCGAGCGCUGAAGGCGCUGGACAGCCCGGACCCCAGCCUUUCGGACCUGGAGCAGGUCAACCAUACGCGACAGUGCCUCAUCCAGAUCGGCACCCACAUCGACCGCUGCCUGCAGCAGUUCCACCAGGCCGAGAAGAUCAAGGAGUGGCGCAACAACCUCUGGUACUUCGUGUCCAAGUUCACCGAGUUCGACCCGCGCAAGCUGUACAAGCUGUACAAGCACGCCGUCAAGAAGCAGGGCAGCGCCGCCGCCGCCGCUGCCGCCGCCGCCACCGCACCACCUCCGCCUCCGCCCACCCACGACAACGACAAGCCGGACAGCCGGGACAAGGAGCGACCGCCGCACGAGCCGAAGAAGCGGCGGCGCAGCACGCCGGAGCCGGGCCGGCGGUCGACCGAGGCGGCGCCGGUCGGUGGACACCGCGCCAGUCAGGAGCGUCGCCGACCGGAGACGGCAGAGCCACCCGCCGCCGCCGCCGCCGCCGCCGCCGCUGCCGCUGCCGGCACGCACCCGGCGCAACGGCACGGCGACGAAGAUGACCGCGACGCCAGCUCUCGGCGGGACCGGCGCCACAACGACGACCGGCCGCGCCACUCGUCGUCCGACCCGCGCCACUCGUCGUCCGACCCGCGCCACUCCUCGUCGGACCCUCGCCGCGACUGGCGCCGCGAGUACGGCCCGGGCGGCGGCGGCGGCGGCGGCGGCGGCGGCGGUGGGGGGCACAGCAGCCCGGCCGGCGCCCCGCAUCGGGACCACUACCCCGGCGACGGCUACAGCCACCCCCGCGACAGGUCACGGGACCGGGACCGGGACCGGGACCGCGACCGUGACCGCGAGCGGGACCACCGGCCAGACAGCUAUUCGUCGCACCACGCGGCGGGCGGCGGCUACCGGGCGCCGCCCUGGCACCACGGCCGCCCGUCGGCCGGCUACGACCGCGGCUACGGCGGCUACGGCGCGCACGGCCGCCACUACGGCGACGAACGCUGGAAGGAGCGCGACUACCGGCGCGAGCCGGACCGGCCCAAGGUCACCUGA
Messenger RNA from Pollicipes pollicipes, 4883 nucleotides. Its product is annotated as chromodomain-helicase-DNA-binding protein 1. Gene Ontology annotation, cellular component: chromatin; nucleus. Gene Ontology annotation, biological process: nucleosome organization. The record is from RefSeq and is a predicted model, not a curated record. Gene Ontology annotation, molecular function: ATP-dependent chromatin remodeler activity; chromatin binding; ATP binding. Lineage: Eukaryota; Metazoa; Arthropoda; Thecostraca; Pollicipedomorpha; Pollicipedidae. The transcript is spliced from 26 exons. Bases 180 to 4883 code for a protein of 1567 amino acids.